Messenger RNA from Larimichthys crocea (large yellow croaker), 3682 nucleotides. RefSeq names its product ATPase sarcoplasmic/endoplasmic reticulum Ca2+ transporting 3 (gene atp2a3). Lineage: Eukaryota; Metazoa; Chordata; Actinopteri; Sciaenidae. The record is from RefSeq and is a predicted model, not a curated record. The transcript has 21 exons. Gene Ontology annotation, cellular component: membrane. Gene Ontology annotation, biological process: calcium ion transport. Gene Ontology annotation, molecular function: ATP hydrolysis activity; P-type calcium transporter activity; ATP binding. The coding region runs from base 327 to 3341 and encodes 1004 amino acids.
CAGCGAGGAGGCGGUCCGCCCCGGCACAGACACAGCACACCUUCAGAUGGAGAUGAAGUAGCAGCGGCAGUCGAUCAGCAGAGCAACCAACAGCGUCUGUAGCGCGGAUCCGGUGCUUUUUUUUUUCUUCCUUAAGGGGGGACAGGUGACAGAGCAGACCCGAGCGACACUCAGCCGCCUCCAACGUCCAUCGGUGGAAAUUACUGCUGUUUCACCCCCCCCUCCUCCUCCUCCUCCCCUCCCCGAGCGCCCUCCCGAUUGCCACAAUAGAUGUUACUAAACUCCAUGCAUUACGAUCUGAUCAUCUAAAAGCCCAGUCCACCAAGAUGGAAAAUGCGCACACUAAAUCUGCGACUGAAGUUUUGAACAACUUCGGUGUGAACGAGAACACCGGACUGACUCUGGAACAAGUCAAAGUCCAUUUAGAGAAAUAUGGACCGAACGAGCUCCCAGCUGAAGAAGGGAAGUCUCUGUGGGAACUGGUUGUGGAGCAGUUUGAAGACCUCCUGGUCAGGAUCCUGCUGCUCGCUGCCUGUGUUUCCUUUGUGUUGGCUCUGUUUGAGGAAGGAGAGGAGACAACCACCGCCUUUGUGGAGCCCGUUGUCAUUCUUCUUAUUCUCAUCGCCAACGCUGUUAUCGGGGUCUGGCAGGAGCGAAAUGCUGAAAAUGCCAUUGAGGCUCUGAAAGAGUACGAACCAGAGAUGGGGAAGGUGUACCGCAUGAACCGCAAGGCUGUCCAAAGGAUCAAAGCCAGAGACAUUGUCCCGGGAGACAUAGUGGAGGUGGCAGUUGGUGACAAGGUACCCGCAGACAUCAGAGUGACCUCUAUAAAGUCCACCACCCUGCGUGUGGACCAGUCAAUCCUCACAGGGGAGUCUGUGUCCGUCAUCAAACACACCGACCCUGUUCCAGACCCCAGAGCUGUCAACCAAGACAAAAAGAACAUGUUGUUUUCAGGCACAAACAUCGCUGCAGGCCGUGCCAUAGGUGUUGUUAUUGCCACCGGCGUUUCCACAGAGAUCGGUAAGAUCCGCAAUCAGAUGGCAUCUACUGAACAAGAGAAAACGCCACUGCAGCAGAAGCUGGACGAGUUCGGCCAGCAGCUCUCCAAGGUCAUCUCCCUGAUCUGCGUGGCUGUGUGGGUCAUCAACAUCGGCCACUUCGGAGACCCCGUCCACGGCGGUUCUUGGGUCAGAGGCGCCAUCUAUUACUUUAAGAUCGCCGUGGCUCUGGCUGUGGCCGCCAUCCCCGAAGGCCUGCCUGCCGUCAUCACCACCUGCUUGGCUCUCGGCACACGUCGCAUGGCCAAAAAGAACGCCAUCGUUCGGAGCCUGCCCUCUGUGGAGACCCUCGGCUGUACCUCUGUUAUCUGCUCCGACAAGACGGGUACCCUCACCACCAACCAGAUGUCUGUCUGCAGAAUGUUCAUUGCAGACAAGGUGGUAGAUUCGAGCUGCACCCUUCAUGAGUUCUCUAUCACCGGGUCUACAUAUGCUCCUGAGGGACAAAUACUGAAAGGAGACAAGCCCGUACAAUGUGGAGACUAUGAUGGACUUUUGGAGUUGGCCACUGUGUGCUCCAUGUGCAAUGACUCUUCACUGGACUACAAUGAGGCCAAAGGCGUUUAUGAGAAGGUGGGCGAAGCCACAGAGACGGCUCUCACCACCCUGGUGGAGAAGAUGAACGUCUUCAAGACUGACGUGUCCGGACUCAGCAAGGUGGAACGCGCCGGUUCCUGCAACUCGGUUAUCAGGCAGUUGAUGAAGAAGGAGUUCACCUUGGAGUUCUCCCGUGACCGCAAGUCCAUGUCAGUCUUCUGCACACCCGUCAAACCGGGCUCCCAGAGCAAGAUGUUCAUCAAGGGUGCUCCAGAGAGCGUGAUUGAGCGGUGUCAGUACCUGCGGGUGGGAACUGGGAAGGUGACACUAACACCAGCCCUGCGUGACCAGCUUUUGUCCAAGAUCAGAGACUGGGGGACAGGCAGGGACACCUUGAGGUGCUUAGCACUGGCCACUCAUGACACCCCGCCACGCAAAGAGGACAUGGACUUGGAGGAUUCCACCAAGUUUGUGAAAUAUGAGCUGGGUCUCACAUUUGUUGGCUGCGUGGGCAUGCUCGACCCGCCCAGGAAGGAGGUGAUCGGGUCAGUGAAACUGUGCAAUGAGGCAGGUAUACGCGUUAUCAUGAUCACGGGAGACAACAAGGGCACAGCUGUGGCCAUCUGCAGACGAAUUGGCAUCUUCGGAGAGGAAGAGGACGUGGCAGGGAAGGCCUACACGGGCCGCGAGUUUGAUGAUCUGCCGUCGGAUGCCCAGAGGGAAGCCGUCAAGCGGGCGCGAUGCUUCGCCAGAGUGGAGCCAGCUCACAAGUCUAAGAUCGUGGGAUACUUGCAGUCAUUCGAUGAGAUUACUGCCAUGACAGGAGAUGGUGUGAACGAUGCCCCGGCCCUGAAGAAAGCAGAGAUUGGCAUCGCCAUGGGCUCCGGCACAGCAGUGGCCAAGUCUGCGUCUGAGAUGGUGCUGUCUGAUGAUAACUUCUCCACCAUAGUGGCUGCCGUGGAGGAGGGCAGGGCCAUCUACAACAACAUGAAGCAGUUCAUCAGAUACCUCAUCUCCUCUAAUGUGGGAGAAGUUGUCUGCAUCUUUCUGACGGCCAUCCUGGGUCUCCCUGAGGCUUUGAUUCCAGUCCAGCUGCUGUGGGUUAAUCUGGUGACCGAUGGCCUGCCUGCCACCGCCCUGGGCUUUAACCCUCCAGACUUAGACAUCAUGGACAAACCUCCCCGCAACCCUAAGGAGCCUCUCAUCUCUGGCUGGCUCUUCUUCAGAUAUCUGGCCAUCGGAGGAUAUGUGGGUCUUGGAACAGUCGGUGCUGCCACAUGGUGGUACCUGUUUGAUGAAGAUGGUCCACAAGUGUCUUUCUAUCAGCUGAGACACUUCAUGCAGUGUACUGAGGAAAACCCCAUGUUCCAGAACAUAGACUGUGAGGUGUUUGAAUCCCGCUACCCCACAACCAUGGCCCUGUCUGUGCUGGUCACCAUCGAAAUGUUCAAUGCACUCAACAGUUUGUCUGAGAACCAGUCCCUGCUCAGGAUGCCUCCAUGGGUCAACAUUUGGCUGCUGGGAGCCAUCAUCCUCUCCCUGUCCCUCCACUUCUUAAUCCUCUAUGUUGAGCCUCUGCCGUUGAUCUUCCAGGUGACCCCCCUGCACUGGUCCCAGUGGAUCGUGGUGCUGAAGAUUUCCAUCCCAGUCAUCCUCCUGGAUGAGGCACUUAAAUAUAUGUCCAGGAACCAUCUAGAUGGUGAUGAAGACAAGAAAUAUCGGAGGAGAUGGCAGCUGAACUAAGACCUCUCCCUCAACACACUCACACACUUAGACACACGCCUACCCUCUUCCCUUUAUGAGCUAGGAGCCUUUUUCUCUCACCCCUGUCCUCAUUCCCCCACUCCUGCAUGUCCGACAAACCACCACUAAAAAACGAGCAGUGGCUUGCAUGAGAACGAGUGUGCAAGAAAGGAGCGCACGUGUGUUUCUGCGAGCAUGGCUUUGUACGAGUGCGUGAGUAAACGGGUACUGUGUGUAUGUAUGUGCGAGUGUGCGAACAGGUAGACGCAGGCCUGUCUUUAUAGUUGCCAGAGCGAGAAACAACCGCAGGCGUUAACAAAACAAAAAAAAGAAAGAAAAAA